This is a messenger RNA of Lineus longissimus, 1557 nucleotides long. RefSeq names its product neuferricin-like. The record is from RefSeq and is a predicted model, not a curated record. Gene Ontology annotation, cellular component: endomembrane system; membrane. The coding region runs from base 195 to 1049 and encodes 284 amino acids. NCBI's taxonomy places the organism in Eukaryota, Metazoa, Nemertea, Pilidiophora, Heteronemertea, Lineidae. The transcript is spliced from 5 exons.
UUCAAUAUCAUUAUUCUGAAAAGUAGGCGAACUAGCCCCGGUGUCCCCUACAUUGUACUAGGCCUAUAGGCCUACAAAAAAUAUCGAGAGGGGGAGUAUUUUCAAAAUCACUGGUUUGUAUUAUAGGCAAGUGGACAUCAUCCCCCACAUGUGAAUGCUCACUCCCUGAUGUACUAGCACAAGGACUGAACAAAAUGUUGGCUAAUGUGGCUAUUGCUUCUGUCAUUAUAGUUGGAGUCUUUGCAAUAUUCCUUGCCCUUCCCAUUUUUGCACCAUUUAUCAAACUGAUAAAGGAGAAUGCUCCAUUUUUUAUAAGAGAAUACUUUCUACUCGGUCGCAAUAUUCAGGAAUCUUCCGUUCAGUUGUUUACAAAGGAUGAGUUGGCAGAUUACGAUGGGACAGCUGGAAGCAAGGGAUUGUAUGUCGCUGUCUUGGGGAAGGUGUUUGAUGUGUCUGCGGGAAAGCAACACUAUGGACCUGGUGGCAGUUAUCACUACUUUGCAGGUAAGGAUGGAACUCGAGGUUAUGUGACAGGUGACUUUGGUGAUGGUGCUCUUGAUGACAAUGUAGAAGACUUUACUCCGAACCAAAUGCUGCAGCUCAUCGAUUGGCUUUCAUUCUAUGAGAAGAAAACAGAAUAUAAAUACAUUGGUAAAGUGAUUGGUCCAUUUUAUGACAGCAGUGGCCACCAAACAAGACGGUUGAAUCAAGUGAUCCGAUAUGCUAAGAAUGAACAGAAGAAGGAAGAUGCUUCGAAUGAUAAAAAGACACAGUUCCCUCCAUGUAAUUCAAUGUGGAGCCACGAGGAAGGCUCAGUGGUUUGGUGCACGACUGAUAGUGGAGGAAUAAAACGAGAUUGGGCUGGAGUGCCGCGGCAGUAUUUCGAACCUGGACAGGCACAUCCUCGAUGUGCAUGUGUGAGAGACAAAGGACCUCCUACAGGACAGUGGAAUAGUGAGAUAGAUCGCGGAGAUCUUCAUGAUCCCACUCUACGACCGUACACAGGCUGUGAUGAACGAUCACCAUUGUGUAAGCUGCCUGAGUCUUGACAACAUGAAGAAAAGGAACUUUCUUGGAUAGUUCCGGAAUGUGAUAUAUUAGCUGUUUGUGGAUCAUGAAUUUACAAUGUUAUUAAUAACUAAAAUUGGAUUGGUACGGAAAAAAUAUCACAAGCAAUUUCUUACAGAUUGGUGAAUCCACAUUCCAUAGUUUAAGAGAGAGUAUUACUUUUGAGAUCUUCAGUAGAUGUAGAAGAUUCGUUUUGUAGUUAAGGUGUUAUUCCUAUUAGCUAAUCAUUACUACAGCUGCUUGAUGCGAAAUAUUUAGAAUCAAUCAUAGCAUGUAUAUGUUGAUGUAGAAUUUGGAUAGUUUUACAACCCUGUUAGCUUUAUCAACGUUGGCAUUGUUUAUCAGGAUGUUGGACACUUGAAAUGUUCAGGAGUGUACUUAAUUUUUGGUCCUUGAGGGACUGGUCUGUUUUUGUAUCAUUAAUAAUGUUCUUAUAGAGACUUGUAUUAUAGUUUAAUACAUUUCUAAUGAAUUGAAUUAAUGUUUGAA